Aspergillus calidoustus is the source of this 4718-nucleotide messenger RNA. Lineage: Eukaryota; Fungi; Ascomycota; Eurotiomycetes; Eurotiales; Aspergillaceae. The record is from the annotation of a GenBank genome assembly.
AUGUCUACCAAGGAGAUGGUUCGUACCGCGUACUGUACUGCCAACACCUACAAUCUUCCAUAUUCGGAUUGCUCGCUUUUCUAUCUUCCGAAAGCCAAUCCGGAGCAGUUUGCGCAGUACGCGGUCAAAGCAGGCGAACGGCCCAGAUAUAUCAGGGCAAAUGUCAUCAUCAACGUCCCUUGCUCUGGCGCACAGAGAGAAGUUGACGCCAUCAACCGUUUGAGUUUACCUGAAAUGAGUCGCUUUGUCGGAGACUUCCUCAAUCAGAAGUACCAGCAUCACUCGGUCAAUGACCCAACCGCUUGUCUGGGAGUGCCCAAAGAUUUCGUGCAACGCACGAUAAAACAGACACUUACCAUUCGCAACUGGUCUGAUUCGCAAAAAAGAUGCAUCUCUGGAAUCGAUAACUUUCCAGGGAUGCAUCUAAUUGUGGAAGGAUAUCCCGGUACCGGGAAAACUUCCACGAUUGUGGCAAUGGCGUCCAUCUAUGUCGCCUGUGGAGGACACGUUUUGUUCACAGCGCCAACCCACGACGCCGCCGAUGCCAUUUGCGAGACUAUUGUGAAAUGGAACGCUAUCUCCAAGAACAAGAACAAGAUUGAGUUUGUCCGCGUCUACCGUAUGGUCUCCGAGACGAAGGCUUUUCGCCGUCACGGGAUAGUCUCUGAUGAAGAUGAAGACGACAAACCGGUUGAGGAGAAAGAAUCUUCGGGAGCCAAGUCCUUCGCAAACAUAUUUAGUGCAUCUUUCUCCAACCUUUUCCAGCGUUGCCGACGUGCUUUCGACUUGGCCCUUGAAGAACAAGAGGAUCUCGAAGAAGAUGAACACGAAGGGAGUCUAGAGGAAACACCUGUUCAAUCCCCUGUGCAUCUUGUCGAGAAUGAACACGAAAGACCUGAAGAAGAUGCUCUCCACCGGGCUCUCGAAGCUUUUGACCAGCACGCUGAAGACGGUCAACUUGCCAUCGCAAAGGCUUAUGAAGCUUUCAAUGAGCCUCCCGUGGAGGCCUCCGGUGGCCUCGAAUGGCCAAUCUCCAAUUCGGAGGCCCGCCCGUCUAAGGCCAUUGCACAGUCCAACACUGGCUACCAUCCCGAUGACGACGCUUUUGUCCCCAUGGCAAUCUCAUUGGAAGACCAGCUCGCGAUGAGUGGUUUCCUUAAGGAGAUCAAGAAGGAAAACUCGGCCAAGGGAUAUCGCAUGCCAGACCACAGUCUUGAAGCCAACGUGUUCAGGCUUGCUUUCAAAAAGGGAGAGACUCUGACGGGCCGCUUUCCCACGGAUGACCAGAUAGAAGAUUCGCCAAAAAGGUUCUGGGUAGAUGCUGUCGAAACCGGAGACCUCAUUCCAGAGGGGCCCGAAGUCGAUAUGCUCGAAGUUCUCAGAGAAUACGCACAAAAACUGGAGGAGGGCAAUUCGAGACAGAUCGACCAAGAGCUAGCCUCCCGCGCGCUGCUUGCUUUCAAGCAGGCGUGCAGAAAAGUCAUCCGAGAUAGCCGUGUUGUUGUUUGUACAAACAAUACCUCCGGUGAUCCACUAGUUGCGACGAGCUUUGGCUCAUGUGCGCAGGGAAUCCUCAUCAUCCGCGACGAGGAUCCCAAAGAGCUAGAACCUAAUUGCUGGGUUCCAGUUACGAAGCUCGCAGCAAGCGCCAGGAUCACAGGAAUCAUUGCGGCUGGUGAUCCGAAGCAGCUCACUCCCACUGUCGUAUCAAACCAAGGUCCCGUCGGUUACAACGAGUUCGAACAGCAACUCUGCAUGUCUUUUGUUUGCCGAAUGCUCAAAAUGAACCAUCCCUCGAUAAAACUCACUGAGCAAUUCAGAUAUCGGGAUGUGUUUGUUCCCUGGCUCAACCAUCAAACUUACGAUGGAUUACUGUCCAGUCACACGUCUACUGGGAGCAUCCCAGUUAAUUCGGGAUUCCUCAGCGCAAUGAGAGUGGUUACCGGGCUUCAUAGAUCGGCCACUAGACUUGAUUUCGGAAAUGUGGUCAUCAGCGUUGACAAUGCGGUUUGUGACAUCGAGCCAGGGACCAUGUCUCGGUACAACGAUCAGCACCGUCAAUUCAUCAUACAGCUUCUGGUCGAAAACUCCAAACAGGGCGGCUAUAGGGGCUCUGACGUUACAAUCAUCGCUCCGUACAUGGCACAAGUCGUUCGAAUGCGGCAGGAUCUCUUCCAGGCCUCCCGUGAUGGCCUCCUCCCUGCCUCCCAGCUGCCCAAAGUGGCUACAGUUGAUUCAAUGCAGGGGAAGGAGAACGAGCUCGUAAUCUUUGAUUGUGUCAUCUCGGCCGCCGACUCAUGGAAAGACAUUGGAUUCACUGCCGACCAAAACCGGGGCAAUGUCGCCAUGACGCGCAUGCGCCAAGCCCUGGUUGUCAUCCUGCCAGAGGCGGUUGGAUCCGGUGCCAAAAGCGAGGCUGAAGGCGUUAGGUAUUCCGCAUAUGGAGACCGUAUUGAAAGGAAAGCGCCUUAUCCCUGUGCUCUGAUGCAGUUCGCGGCGAAAAGGAGUAUUGUGCUACGCGCCAGUUGUCCCCAAACCAGCGAGACGACCAGCAGAGCCGAUUUGGCCGCUGGCCCCAUGGAUAGCCAGGAGAACAACGAUGAGGGUGCCGGUGGUGGUUCUUGGUCCGCUGGUCCUACCGACAGCCAGGAGAAUGGUGAUGAGGUUACCGGUGGUGGUUCUUGGUCCGCUGGUCCUACCGACAACCAGGAGAAUGGCGAUGAGGGUACCGGUGGUGGUUCUUGGUCCGCUGGUCCUACUGACAGCCAGGAGAACAACGAUGAGGGUACCGGUGGUGGUUCUUGGUCCGCUGGUCCUGCCGACAACCAGGAGAAUGGUGAUGAGGGUACCGGUGGUGGUUCUUGGUCCGCUGGUCCUACCGACAGUGAAUGGUGAAGAAUAACGCUGACGGUGGUUACUGGUUUGCUGCUCCCAAUAAUAGUCAAGAGUUCAACUACAACGGCAAUGACGAGAGCGAUGGAAAAGCUGUUGUUUUCAGGUGGUAGUCAGACAGUGUGCCUUUUCCCUCGAGAUUCAAUUUCGCGGUCAAUUUAAAUGUGCUUAGAGAAGUUCAAAUCAAUGCAGUCCAUCAACCUGGAUAUAAUGAUACAGCUUCAUUCAAAGCCCACAUAUCUGUCUUCAGGAGGACUUAUGCUAAUCGAAGUAAAACUUUGGUAGAGCCCUUUCUUAACUAGUCGUAGGGUCCUGUUCUAAUUCCUCAAUUGAGCAUUCGCUCCGCUCCAGUAUAGGUGGAACAUGCGUUACUCUCAAUGACCUAGCGCUAAACGUACAACUACUGAUACAAUCUCAGUUGUUAUCCCCCUUGAUCGUGAAGAUAUGUUCCAAGUGAAGUAUUGCCAUCGACCCGAGAGACGUUGGAAAGGCGUUUUGAAGCAUGAUGUUUGGCUCCUGCUUGUAACGCCGAGAGAGCUAUAUGCGCCAGGAUAUUGGAAGGAUACGCAUGGUAGACGGCUUUUGAUGUACUAUUCCAGUACAUCUGGUAGGAUUAUUUGACUAUUGACACGCGAUUAAGGGAGAAGAAACAGUAUCAACAAAGGAAGGCGACGAUCGACUAUUGUUGGACCACCGUGCCGGGCCCUUUUCAACUUCAUUCUGAGCGGCUGCACCAUAUUUGACCAGGCAGUUGAUGCGCUUCAACGCGACAAUGGUAGUCGUGGGCAACCAAGUUCCUCGCUUCAGGUGGUUGUACAGGACCGUCAAGCCGCACGCGCUUCAAUCUAGGUAAGGACGGUUGGUUUGGAUGCUGGCAGAAUGAAGAACAAAAAGGCUGGCGGCAUGCGGAACGGGGACGCUGUCGGGAAUCAGGGCGAGAAGGCUGGCGAGAUAUAGAACGAGCUCGAUGCGCUUGAGGAGCCGUAGGCUUGGGGGUGGGAGGCGUUGGGGGCGUUAUUGGUGCCUCUGCGCCAUUUAAAGCUCCAUUCUCUUUAUGAUUGAAUGACCCCAUCGUUUAGCUCCAUUUUUCUAUUUGCUAAAUCCCGCGCUGUGCGGCCGCUCGCACGUGGUCGCCUGGUAUCUUGUCUCCUUAUAUAUCGCGGGGUGUGGUUUCGCCAGAGGUCGUAUGUAUGGCACGUUGACACAUUUCGAGGCACCUCCGAUCCAGAGGCCCGUGGCAUAGCCGGGGGUAUCCUCUGUCACAGGACCUGGGUCUGGGAAGCGCACCGUCUUGUGUAGGUGGCGGGGAGUCUUGCAAGCUCGGGCAUGAACCAGGUGAGUCUUCUAAGCUUGAAUGUAAGAGCUAUGCGCAGCAUUUGAGGCAGAGCUUUUGCACAUCCUUCUCGAGCGCUUCAAAUCUCCAUAAUGAUUGUUCGGCAAGUGUAGCAGCAACGCGCAAGUGUGUAACUCAGUUUUGGAGAGUUGUAUGAUGAGCCAACUGCUACACGAGCAAGUUCAUCCCGCCAUUUCUCGGAUGAUGCGCAAGUAAUCUCUGUAGGACAGUGGAUAGUGUUCCAAUAAUGAUGUUCUUCCAGUGGUGUGAAUUUAGUCGAGUCAGGGGUAGUUCGAAUUGUUCAAGGGUGCGGGUGUGGGUGAUGAUAACGAGGGGAGCGGUGGGGAAAGGCUAUUUGGCGGUGCGAUCGCGGAAAUUGCAGUCGGGGUUGACACUGUGCUAUUGAUCGUCGUUACGUUGACUUGGUGGUUCAUGCUGAGGAGGAACAAGAAGGCUGCUGGGGCAGGACAUGAGCGCACGCCGACCAUUGUCG